Molecule: messenger RNA, 4532 nt
Organism: Canis lupus familiaris (dog)
Lineage: Eukaryota; Metazoa; Chordata; Mammalia; Carnivora; Canidae
Gene: STS
Product: steroid sulfatase
Molecular function (GO): arylsulfatase activity
Source: RefSeq, a predicted model, not a curated record
GCUGCGCGGCCCCGGGCCGAGGCGCACAGGGCCUGGGUCUCCCGGUGGCCUCGGCGUCCUCGGUCUCCUCGCCGGUGACCUGCCCGCAGCCGCACCACAGCUGGAAGAUGCAGCUCCGUCUGCUGCUCCUGUUGUUGCUGUGCGAGGCCCAGGGCCACGCGGCCCCCAGGCCCAACUUUGUCCUGCUGAUGGCCGACGACCUCGGCAUCGGAGACCCUGGGUGCUACGGGAACACGACGCUCAGAACUCCUAAUAUUGACCGGUUGGCUGCAGAAGGAGUGAAGCUCACACAGCACCUGGCAGCGUCGCCCCUGUGCACACCAAGUAGGGCAGCCUUCAUGACAGGCCGGUACCCCAUCCGAUCAGGAAUGGCCUCUCAGUCCUUCAUAGGAGUGUUUAUCUUCUCGGCCUCUUCUGGAGGACUUCCAACCAGUGAGAUUACCUUUGCCAAGCUUCUCAAGAAUCAAGGCUAUUCAACAGCUCUGAUAGGCAAGUGGCACCUUGGGACCAACUGUCACAACAAGACAGACUUUUGCCACCACCCCUUGAGCCAUGGCUUUGACUAUUUCCACGGGAUCCCCGUGACCAACCUGAGGGAUUGCAAGCCCGGAGAAGGCAGCGUCUUCACCAGGGGCAUCAGGGUGCUGGUCUUCAUCCCCCUUCAGAUCAUUGCCAUCACGCUCCUCACCCUGGCGGUGCUCAAGUGCCUGGGGCUGCUCCACGUGCCCCCUGUGGUCUUCUUCUGCCUUCUGUGUCUCGCCGCCAUGAUCCUCGGCCUUCUGCUGUGCUUCCUGCAUUACUUCCGACCCCUGAACUGCUUCCUGAUGCGGAACCAUGAGAUCACUCAGCAGCCCCUGUCCUAUGACAGCCUCACGCAGAGGCUGACGGCGGACGCGGCCCAGUUCAUACGACGAAACGCCGGGACGCCCUUCCUGCUGCUGCUGUCCUACCUGCACGUGCACACGGCCCUGUUCUCGUCCCCGGACUUCGCGGGCCGCAGCCAGCACGGCGCCUACGGGGACGCUGCCGAGGAGCUGGACUGGAGCGUGGGGCAGAUCCUGAACGUCCUAGAUGAAUUGAAACUGGCCAAUAACACCCUUGUCUACUUCACCUCGGAUCAAGGAGCGCACGUAGAAGAGGUGACCACCAAAGGAGAAGUUCAUGGAGGAAGUAAUGGAAUCUAUAAAGGGGGGAAAGCAAACAACUGGGAAGGAGGUAUCCGGAUCCCGGGUAUUCUUCGGUGGCCGGGAGUGAUCCAGGCUGGACUAGUGAUAGACGAGCCGACAAGCAACAUGGACAUCUUUCCUACAGGUGGCCAAACUCAGGGAUCGCCAUUGCCCGAGGACAGAAUCAUCGAUGGCCAUGACCUGAUGCCGCUACUUCAGGGGAAGACCCAGCACUCGGAUCACGAGUUUCUCUUCCAUUACUGCAACUUCUACUUAAAUGCUGUGCGCUGGCAUCCUCGGAACAGCACGUCCGUCUGGAAGGCGUUCUUCUUCACGCCCAAGUUCAGCCCCGAGGGCGCCAACGGCUGCUUCUCCACGCACGUGUGCUUCUGCCACGGGCACUUCGUCAGCCGCCAUCACCCGCCGCUGCUCUUCGAUGUUGCCAAGGACCCCGGGGAGAGGACCCCGCUGUCGCCGGCGACCGAGCCCCGGUUCCGCGAGAUCCUCGCAGUCAUGCAGCAGGCGGCCGACCGCCACGCCGAGACCCUGCAGGCCGUCCCCAAUCAGUUGUCGCUGGGCAACGUUCUCUGGAAGCCGUGGCUUCAGAUGUGUUGCUCGUCCUCCGGCCUCUCCUGCCAGUGUGACCGGGAAAACCAGGCCAAGGGCGCGAGCCGCUAGCGGUGCAGGCGGGGACACGACGCAGGCCCGGAGCCCGCCUCGCCUGCUGCAUUGCACACGUGCACGGGGCACGUGGGGGGGGGGGGGCACCGGGCAAAGCCGGCCCUGUGGGCAUCUCAGACUGGGAGCCUGUGUCCCUCUUACCGCCCCAAUGGUCCAUCGAGAGCCCCCCGGUGACCCCAGGGGACAAACGACCGGUAAGACACACAGGGUCAAAGCCACACUUGGGGCUUCCGUGGCCCAAAUUCGUGGAGGCCUGUAAACGUGAUACGAGAGGCUCGGCGGGCACGGGCGGCUCCAGGGCACACGGAUCGGAAGGGGCGCCGGGUACCCCCCGUGCACCACUCCGCAGAUGCGCGUGAGCCGCGGGCUGACGUGCCAUCGUAUCAGCGUGUGACGCGGUGCCCGCCACCACGAUCCCCGGCACGCCAGCGGGAGCGCAAACGGCGCUCAAGAGCAUUUGCUAGAUCUUAACGUCUGCAGCUGAUGACGAGUAAAGGAGCAUCUUCUUCGCCAACGGCAGAGGACGCUACGUCGCGCGUUGGGUGGGAAGGCAGUUCUGGCCCGUGUCGUUGAGGACGCACACGGAAAGCUCGGCGGGAGACGUGCAUUGCUGCAAACGCACUUUAAUUCUUCCCUCGAGACGCCACAGGGAUUUAGACCAUAAAAUAGAAGCUUUCUGCAACUUAGGCAAAAGCAAGCGAUUCACCUGUAGUUUUUUUUUGUGCAGCAGACUUUGUGAAGUCCUCCGGGAACUACGAACUCCUGAGACCAAUCUCCCCCGAGCACAUUUCCGUCUCAGAACAUACUACAUUUGGGUUUUCCGGGUUUUUUGUUUUUUUUUUUUUUUUAGGGGUGGGGGAUGGAUGUUGUCAGAGAAAGGCUGCCCCGGGCCUGGGAAUGCUGCAGCCCGAGGGAUCCCUCCCCACGCGGAGCAGAGAGUGACCUGGUGGGGAGACCCGUCACCCGCCCCCCACGACGCGUGUCGUUCCUGCAGGAUGUGCCGAUGGCAGCGCAGCAGCUCAUGCGGACACUUGUAGGCCGAGGCCACGGGACACCGCGCCCUGCGUCCUCGCCGACACGUACCGUUUUACGUGUGCUUGUGGUGGCAUCAGGGGGUGCAGCCCCGGACCCGCCCAGGAUGCACCGAGCUGAGCCGAGGCUGCUCCUGUCACUCGCCGACACGGCUCAGCGCCCAGCGGCAGCGUCUGGAUCCCUUCCGGGGCCCGCGCGGACGGCCCAGUGCUGCCUGUCUUGCUGCGUGUGUGCACGUCCCGAGCUGGCCCGCUGCUCUCUGGGUUGCAGGACACGGCCAGGCCCGCGUGGCCGCGUGCAGGGAAGGCGCGUGCUCCGGCGUGUCCCCCGCAGGCGACCUCGGGGACCCAGCAGGGCGACUUCACGCCUUCCAUCCUUGUUCCCGCUCUCAUCAAACCUGCAAGUGCUAUUUCUGCACGCCCCCCACCCCUGGACGCGGCUGCAAGCACACAGAAGCCUCCCUUUCCACGUGCGUGUCUCCAGAAAUCGCGCCGAGUGCGUCCUGUGGCUUCAGGAGCCGCGGGAGAGCGAGCCGGCGAGCCCGAGCCCGUCGCGGGUGAGGCCGCUGACUCUUGCUACACAGGAACCAUUGCAAACCACUCUUACAACCUUGGGUUUGAAGCGGAUCGUGUUCGCUCGACGUUUAGCGCACUCAGUGCGGCUGGACUUUCGGACAACGUGGCAGGGUGGGGAGCGUGUGCUGGGGACUAGGUAAACGGAGGCGCUUUGACACGUCACACGGAGGUAUAUUAUAUCGACAGUCGUUCAGCGUGUACAAUGGCAGCUGCAAACGAAGGACACUUACACCUCUAGAAAUAAAAUCAGCUUUAAAAUAUUUGCCUCCGGGGGCGCCUGCGGGGCUCAGUCAGUACAGCGUCUGCCUUCAGCUCCGAUCAUGACCCCGGGGUCCUGGGAUCGAGUCCCGCAUCGGGCUCGCUCCUCAAGCGGGGAACCUGCUUCUCCCUCUGCGUCUGCCCCUCGCCCCGCUCGUGCGCGCUGUCCCUCUCACGUACAUAAAUAAAAUCUUAAAAAGUGUAUUUGCCUGCAAAGAACUGAGAUGACUGUUUUGAAUCAGGGUAUUUGGAAAUCACGUUUAUUCGUAAUAAGCAAAACUCCUAGGUCUUCCGAAAGUCUCGCCUGGGACGCACGGCAGGAAAUUUGAAUUCUUUUGUUCAGAAGACACGCAGCCAACCUUCUUCAUGACCCAGUUGGCUUAGCGAUGUUGUAUUUUUGCAAAGCUGUGCCAGGCUGCUUGUUUUCAAAACGUCUCACGGGUGCUACCUCCUGGGUUAUACGUCCAAACUUUAGUACGUUGUGAAGCUUUGAACAAAUUCUUUUAAAAGGAAGCCUGUGGAGUCGCAGCAUGUGACAAGCCAAGCAAACGGGCGCGUGUGCACAGGCAUCAUUUUCCGGGGCCGGUAACGCGGCGUGGGAAAGCAGAACCGCGGCCCACGUCGUCCCGGAUUCAAGGAAGGGGAGCAGACGUCAGGACGCCGUGGGACGUACAGACAAGGGUGGAGAAGAGAUGCGGGCAAGGUACCUGGUCCACGUCUGCAAAACGCUGUCUGCAACGUGACGCCCCGAUACGGGUUUCUCAAAACCUUGUUCUAAAGUCCACGCAAAGCUAAAAUAAAACUUGCAUUGGCGACAAAA